AUGGCAUACCCUCAGCGCCCUGCUCAACGCCCACCUCCCAUGAGGCAGUACGACGCCAAUAGUCCAGUAUCACCUGUGUCGAGUCGCGGAUAUGCGCCCGAAUUUGCGUAUGGCGGUGAAUAUGGAGAAAGGUCCGGCACACCUGGAGGCUACGAACUGCGUCCCGGUGGUGACCGCAGCGCGGGAGGACAGGAUGAUCCAAGCUACAGUUACCAGGCUGGGCCCGCGGGGGCUCCGCCGCAUGGCUCGUCGCAACAACCACGAUCAAUGCGCCCGCCGCCUGGACCAGUCUCCCCAGACGCUCGACGACCUCCGAUGGGAUAUAACGACCGACGCGGCUAUCCUGGGGAUCGCCCCCCAGGGCCCCCAGGGACGAGCCGGUCUCGACCUCCCGGAGGUCGACCACCUCCCCCCGGAGGCAAUUUCGACAGUCCGUUUCCCGCUGUCCCUGGCGGCCGAGACCCACGAGACCGACGCGGGCCUCCUCCUCGAGGGGGAGGUGGUAUCGAGAAUGGUAUGGCCGCUAUGGAUCUCAACGGCCGAGGGAUUCCACCCAGGCCCCAUACCUCAAAUUCAAACGGACGACGACCUGAUAUGAGGCAGCCGCCACCAAGGGGUCCCCCUCCUCCUACAGCUCGGGGAGGAUACCCUCCAGGGCCAGCCCGCGCGGCUAGCUCCGGUCGAAGUGAUCGUACCAAUCGACCAUAUCCGGACCCCAUGGGGCCUUCAAUGGGUCCAAGUCCACCCAGCCGCAGUGCGACCAUGCCGUCCCAUAUGGUGGCUCCAAAUUAUCCUGGCCAGCCAUCUUACAGGGAACCGGAUUUCUCAGGAGCCCCGAUGAGUGAGAUGCCUCCACCACGACCCAACACGGCAGGUGGCAUGAGAGCUCCACGGCACCCGGAUUAUGAUAUGGAAUUUGGGCUCGGUGCUGGGGCUGGUGGCAGUCUAAUGCCCCCAAUUCCUCCUGAUCCAGGAAGUCGGGUCUCUUACGCCCCGAGAGAAUUCCUGGAUACCUACUACGAGCCUACUGAUGACGAACCCGAUAUGCCCAAUUUCGACGCCAUACCGAAUUCACGAGCUGGCCCCACAGAUGAGAUGGGCUUAGAGACCCCCAAAUUAGCACAAACCGGCCCUUCACCUUCUUCAGGCACAAAUUACUCUGGCUCGAGACAAAAUUCUAUUCCGAAUCAAUUUGAGAAUGCUGGUUUCCAGUUCGACAUACCCUCCGAUGGAUCUUCCAGGCCCAAUCACGAUAGGAAUAUGGGGCCCGGCCAAAACGGAUAUGGGCCGGAAUAUCCUCAAACCGGCCCAGUCCAUGGACCACCUCAAGGCUACCCUGCGCAACAGUCCCCGAUCUAUGAUGAAAAUCCAGACGCUCUGCCUCACCACCCUGUGCCUUUUCGUCCAGGUCAUGAUCAAUCGGCCAAGCCAGCGCCAGUGCGUCAAUACGGUUCUGCACCGGUUGCAAACCCCAUGCCCGGUCCAGGUCCAGGUCCAGGUCCAGCGACUGCUCCCGUCCCUGGAAAUAAUCCUAGCGCUGCCCCUGGCCCUGAUCAAGUGGCGCCUCAGACAGCCGCUGCCAAAAUUGAUGAAAAUGGGCCAAUCACACAUGACGAACUUCAGAAGUUGCAGAUGAAAGCACGAGGUAAUCCUGAAGAUCAAGGGCUCCAACUCCUGCUGGCGAAGAAAUUUGUUGAGGCAUCCACUGUCCUCGUGGCCGAAAACACUCACUUUGACCCCAAAAUGAAAGCCAAGGCUCAGGAGAAGUACAUCCUUGAUGCCCACAAGAUUGUUAAAAAACUGGCCUCGGCUGGUUUUGCUGAGGCACAGUUUUAUCUAGCAGACUGUUACGGUGAAGGCCGGCUAGGCUUACAGGUUGAUGCUAAGGAGGCGUUCUCCUUGUAUCUCUCUGCAGCCAAGGCGGGCCACGCACAAUCGGCUUAUCGAGUCGCUGUUUGUUGCGAGAUUGGUGCUGAAGAAGGAGGUGGUACUCGACGCGACCCGUUCAAGGCAGUACAAUGGUACAAGCGUGCCGCAGCCUUGGGCGAUACCCCUGCCAUGUACAAGAUCGGCAUGAUCAAUCUGAAGGGGUUGCUGGGACAGAAGAGUAAUCCGCGGGAGGGUGUCUCCUGGCUAAAGCGCGCCGCCGAGCGCGCGGACGAGGAGAAUCCUCACGCCCUUCAUGAAUUGGCGCUCAUGUACCAGAGUGCCAGUGGUAACGACAUUAUCGUCCGCGAUGAAGCAUACGCCUCUCAACUGUUCCAUCAGGCUGCCGAUCUGGGCUACAAGUUCUCGCAAUUCCGCCUUGGUGCGGUCUACGAGUAUGGUCUGUUGGGCUGUCCGGUAGAUAACCGCAUGAGCAUCAUAUGGUACACCCGUGCGGCUGCUCAGGGUGAGCACCAGAGUGAGCUCGCUCUUAGCGGUUGGUACCUGACUGGGUCGGAAGGCAUCUUGCAGCAGAACGACACGGAAGCGUAUCUUUGGGCAAGGAAGGCAGCGUCUGCUGGCCUUGCCAAAGCUGAAUACGCCAUGGGAUAUUACACUGAAGUUGGCAUCGGUGUCACGGCCAACCUGGAAGAUGCGAAGCGGUGGUACUGGCGUGCUGCUGCACAGGGCUUCCCCAAGGCCCGCGAGCGUCUAGAGGAUCUAAGAAGAGGAGGCGGUCGGUACCAGAAGACCCGCCUGUCUCGCUCCGCCGUCAGCAAGCAAAGUGAAGGGGACUGCGUCCUCAUGUAA
Molecule: messenger RNA, 2736 nt
Organism: Penicillium oxalicum
Lineage: Eukaryota; Fungi; Ascomycota; Eurotiomycetes; Eurotiales; Aspergillaceae
Exons: 3
Coding region: 1-2736 (911 amino acids)
Molecular function (GO): protein binding
Source: RefSeq, a predicted model, not a curated record